CUAUCUUCACAAUACACAUUGCAGUGAAAUUUUGGGGAUCCCGUUGUCCAGAAUAUUCUACAUUAUUGGUAAAGUAAAACAACAAUGGGCUCUGUUAUACCAGAUGAUCAGCUUCAAAUGCUGAAACAAUUUGUUACACUUUGCAAAUCAAAUAGUGAUUUGCUUUAUCUUCCUGAACUUGGAUUUUACAAAAGUUAUCUGGAGAGUUUGGGUGCCACAAUUCCACCUCGUAAACAGGCAGAACCGCCAAGAGAUGUACCAAAACCACAGCCACCACAAGAGGAAGAAGAGGAGGAAGAGGAAGAAGAUGUGGAAAGUGAUAUUGAACUUGGCAAUGAAGGUGUCAUAGAGGACAAUGAUGAAGACAUGCCUGUUUAUGGUGAUGACACUGUAGAGGUGACUGAUGAAAUGAUUGAUGAGGCUAAUGACAAACGCUCCGCAGCUUUGGAUGCUGCCGCUGAAGGUAGAUAUGAAGAUGCUAUCGAGCAAUUAACAGAGGCAAUCAAACUGAAUCCAUCAUCUGCACUUCUGUAUGCGAAAAGGGCAACAAUUUUUAUUAAAUUGAACAAACCAAAGAAAGCAAUUCAUGACUGUACUAAAGCAAUUGAGCUCAAUGCUGAUUCUGCUCAAGGUUACAAAUGGAGAGGAAGGGCUUACAGGUUGCUUGGUCAGUGGGAGGAAUCUUAUCAUGAUUUAACUUUAGCCUGCAAACUAGAUUAUGAUGAUGAUGCUAAUGUAUGGCUGCAUGAGGUCACACCUAAUGCCAAGAAAAUAAUGGAGCACAAACGAAAAUAUGAGAGAAUAAGGGAGGAAAAAGAAUUGAAAAAAAGAAGAGACAGGAUUAAAAAAUCACGUGAAGAGUAUGAACGAAUGAAAGAGCAGCAGAAUGCACAUAGUGAUGCAGAUGGCGGAUUUGCUGGUUUUCCAGGGGCAUUCCCUGGUUCAGCAGGAGGUAUGCCAGGAAUGCCUGGACUCUCUCAGUUGCUCCAAGAUCCUGAGCUGUUAACUGCUUUCCAGGACCCAGAAGUUGCUCAAGCUUUCCAGGAUGUGGCCAUGAACCCAGCCAAUAUCUCCAAGUACCAGAACAAUCCCAAAGUGCAGGCAGUUAUCAACAAAAUGGCAACCAAGUUUGGCAGCGGUGAGGGGGGUCCUGGGAAAGGUUUUCCAGGGGCGUUCCCUGGUGCAGGAACUGUGUGAUGUGUCGCGUGUUGUUGUUUUUUAGUAAAUAAUUGAAGGAGAGAUCAAGAAAUUUUGUAUGGUAGAUUGUAUAAAUAACCAGUUCACUCCUCUGUCAUCACAGAUAAUUCAUUACUUUCUUUAGGUAAAUAAUAAUGGGAGAGUAGGUAAUGAUCAUUUCAAGAUUUUUUUUUUGUUCUUUUCAAUUUCUUUGCUUGUUCAAUUUUAUCAUUAGUUUUUUCUUUCUAAUUUAUGUUUGCUAGCCUUGAAUAAAUGGAAUGAUAAAGUAUUUAUAUUAAUAAUGGAUAUGUUUAUAUGACAAACUUCACUGAGUGUUGCUAGGGUAUAUGCAGUUUUUUAUGGCUGCGAAACAGGAAGUGAAUGUAUUGCUAACAAAAAAUAGCAUGUUUUUGUUUUUAAUUUUUGAAAUGGUACAACGUAAUUAAAGUGAAUAUGUGUAUGUUCUCAGAUUUGAAAAAGUUACAUACAGUCAAUCAAUACCAUUCAUUAUAUUUGUAUAUUUCUAAAACUAUUUCUUAGCUUCAACUAUGACCAUUUACAAAAGGCAGAUAUAUUAGAAGAGAGGCAGGGGUAUCUUUUGUGAUUUCUUAAAAUUGCUGCUGUUGGAUAAUUUUAAAUUUUGUUACUAAUUUGACUUGUCAUAGAAAUGAUUUCUUUAUACGUUUUCAAAUCAAACUUGAUAUUUAGAUGAAUUUUUUUACUUAAGAACUUUCACUCUUCACCUCUGCAAACAGUACAAUUUUGUACUAGUUUUAAAUUUUUGAAAUGUAGAAAUUAGUCAUAAACAUCAUGGAUAUAUAUAGUUUUUUAUAUACCUGUUCCACAAACCUUACUAAUCCUUACCUUUUUUUUUAUACAAAAGGAUGCCACUUUCUCAUAUUUCUUUAAAUCCAGAUUUCACAUGAUUUAUUUUAUUAUUUUGCAAAACCAUUUGUAUUUUUAAAAAUAAUUGUAAUCUUCCCCAUAAUCUUUGUCAAAUCCAAAUCAAUUUAUCUUUCUUUUAUAAACUGGGAUAAUUAUAUGAGUUGUAAUCUUGUAGGAAAGGUGUUUUAGUGUUGUGUAUUUAAAUUAAAUUUGAUGUAAUACCUUCCUUAUGUUAUUGCAUUUAACCAUAGUUUUAUUUUUUAAUUAAUGCCCACUGCCUUAUUUGCCAAGCAAUAUAAAGGGAGUAAUGGAUAAAGAUUCAAAUUCUUCACACAGUUAAGUCAAUUGCUUAGGUAAAUUAAAUUAUCAAUAUUUAUCUUUUGUUCUGCUGACCAUGUUUAGUUAUCCGAGAGCAUUGUGUUAGGCAAAACUAUUAAUGCAAGCCAUUUUUUUUUGUUGAGGUUUUGAAAAAGUCGUUUUGACAUUUUUAAAAAGAAUAAUUGCCCUUUUCCGCUUUAUAUACCAAUGGCAUUCUUUUUUUUAAGUAGAUCUAACACUAUUAAAUAUAAAAUAUGUUAAUAUUUCACAAUUGAUUUUUACUACAUUGUAUUCAUGUUUUUAUAUGUGAAUUUGUUAUUUUAAACAUUCAUUAAAUCCAUCUUUAAGAAAAGAUUAAAAAAAAACUACUUG
Messenger RNA from Physella acuta, 2751 nucleotides. Its product is annotated as hsc70-interacting protein. The record is from RefSeq and is a predicted model, not a curated record. Gene Ontology annotation, molecular function: protein dimerization activity; Hsp70 protein binding. NCBI's taxonomy places the organism in Eukaryota, Metazoa, Mollusca, Gastropoda, Physidae.